Molecule: messenger RNA, 930 nt
Organism: Puccinia triticina
Lineage: Eukaryota; Fungi; Basidiomycota; Pucciniomycetes; Pucciniales; Pucciniaceae
Exons: 7
Coding region: 1-930 (309 amino acids)
Source: RefSeq, a predicted model, not a curated record
AUGAGGUCGUCGACCAUCACACUAGCCGUGACACUGGCUCUCUCAUCCUCAUCCUCAGUCUCGGGUAUGCCACACUACCUUGAUUUGGCAUCCGACGUCUCGCCUUCUGCCCGAGCCCCUAGCUAUUUGAUCAAGCGGUCUCUGUUUGACGGUCAAUCAUCUGAUAACGCGCCUAACGAUCUUCUCAAACGGGGAAAUGAGAAAAGAAAAUCGAGCUACAACUCCUCUGAUAGCGAUGAGACGGCGGGAAGUGGCGACGAAGAUGAUGAUGAUGACUGUGAGGAGUCGUCAGAUUCAGAUGGAGCAGUUCACGACCUCACUGAGCAGUACUACAAGAUUGGGAGCAAUGCUACGGGCGCUCGCGCAUCAAGCUCUUCCUCCACUCAAUCAAAUUCGUAUAAAUUUCCUUCCGGAUAUUCAUCGCCUCCCGAGGAAAAGAAGCCAAGCGUAGUCAAAUCUGGGAUUUCGAAGGAAUGGUCCAAGCCAGAAAUGAACCCAUCGAACGUAGAGAAACCUCCUUCACACGAAGAGUCAUCGUCUUCCACAAGCUAUAGUUCUUCCAGCCACGUGCAUUACGGUGAAAGUGGGGGGAAGACCUCCAACCGUGCUGGAUUGGAAGGAAUUUAUCAUGGAAAAGCCACUUUCUAUUCUCAAGACGGCAACCCAGGUGCUUGCGGUGCAACCCACCAGGACACUGAUUACAUUGUGGCCAUUCAAAGUCAAAUUUAUGAUGGAGGGAAAUUCUGCGGCAAAACUAUUGUCGUUACACGAAAAUCGACUGGUCAGAGUAUCAAUUGUAUUGCCGCUGAUGAAUGCCCCGGAUGUCCAACCGACCACAGUCUAGACUUAUCAGAGGGUGCCUUCAAAGCCCUCGGGAACCCAGAUGAAGGUCUUUUUGACAUUUCGUGGCAAGUUAUGGAGGAAAACUGA